AUGGCUUAUGCUGCUGUAACUUCGCUUAAAGGAACACUCCAUCUACAUUUCUUGCAAUCACAACCACGCUUGCCUCUUCAAGACAACCAAGAGAUAGUUAAUUCUCUCCAUGAAAAUCUUGGUUUCCUCCAAGAAAUUCUUGAGAAAUCUGAUAUCGCCUAUAAUAAUUCGGCGAUGAAAGAUUUAGAGGCACAGAUGAGAGAUGUAGCGUUCGAAGCUGAAGAAAGAAUUGAGGUGGAAUUGAGUAGCAUAUAUCUUCAACCAAGCAGUAUAGAGGCUUGCCUCCUCAGGCUUCAUGGAAUCUUCACUCAAGCAGUAAAACAGACUAAUUACCUCAAGAAGAAGUUUAUUAAGAUUAAAACUGAAAAGCAGAUUGCAAAGGGUCCAUCAAUAACUGGCGUUUCACUCCUUGGUCGGAUGCGACAAGGAGGACUACUCGGUUCAACAUCAUUGCAGCCUGCUGAUCCAGAACGCGAGAAUAAUAUUACUGUGAGUAAAUUUUCCAAAAGCGCUUCAAAGUUUGAAAAUAGAAUGGUUGGAUGCGACAAGUUAUUCAAGACGAUAUUGGAUAAGCUCACGCAACAAUCAGCUGAGCAGCUCCAAGUUGUAUCAAUCGUUGGCAUGGGAGGAAUAGGCAAGACCACUUUAGCUGAGAAAGUCUACAAGGAUCCAUCAAUUACUUCUCAUUUUUACAAGCAAGCAUGGGUUACUAUAUCCCAAGAGUAUACCGUGGGGAAAAUGCUCGGAUGCCUUAUUGGUUGUGUUAGUGAAUCAAGUGAUAAACAAAGUAGCAAUGACCAAGGCAGAUUAGCAGAAACACUACGUAAACGCUUGAAAGAUCAGAGAUACUUGAUAGUGAUAGAUGAUAUAUGGAGCAAAGAAGCUUGGGAUAGUGUGCAAAGGUGCUUUCCAGAUGAUAAUAAUGGAAGCCGUAUACUACUGACUUCUCGGCUCAGAGAGGUGGCUGAAUAUGCAAGUUCAGGUAACUCUACCAUUAACUUGUCAUUCUUAGAUGCGAACGAAAGUUGGAAUCUCUACUGCAAUGUGUUUGGUCAAACGAAAUUUCUUUCAGUGUUUGAGCAAAUUGGUAGAGAGAUAGUGAAGAAAUGUAAUGGAUUACCUCUAGCUGUUAUUGUAAUAGCUAGUCUUCUCGCUAAGACAGAAGUGACAGUGGAGAAGUGGAGUAGUGUUGCAGAAAAUGUAAGUAGAUAUGUAAUUGGUGAUUCUAAUGAUGCAUGUUCCAGAAUACUCUAUUUGAGUUACAACCAAUUACCACACCACUUAAAAGCUUGUUUUCUAUAUUUUGGAGUUUUUCUCGAAGACUAUGAGAUCAAUGUGAAGAAGUUGGCUAGGUUGUGGGCGGCAGAGGGAUUUUUGAGGGCAGAGGACCAUCGAAAUAUGGAGGAAGUGGCCAUAGAAUGCUUGCAAGAUCUUGUUGGUAGAAGUCUUGUUUUUGUUAGCAAACAAAGCUACAAUGGGAAAAUGAAGACAGUAAGAAUACAUGACUUGUUGCGUGAUUUGUGUUUGAGAGAAGCUCGACAUGAAAAUCUCUUGAAUGUCAUUGGAGAUGAAAAACUUCCAUUUUACAAGAAGAAAAUCUCUUGUCAUUGGAUAAGUGCUACAUCUGGGUUUGAUCUACUUCCUUUGACAAAGUGCUUUCACAAAUCACAUUCCUUUCACUCUUUCUACUCUUAUUACUCUGUAAGUGUGGAACAUCUAUUUUCACACUUCAAACUACUAAGAGUAGUAGACAUAGUAUGUAAAUCUUACCAUGGAUAUGGGGUACUAUAUGGGCUUGCAAAUCUUAUUCAUUUGAUGUACUUAGCUUUGAGGUAUUCAACAUAUGCUUCCACCCAAUAUUUUGAUUUAGAGCUCUUUGAGCAUUUGAAUAUGCAAAGCUUUAUUGUUCGUGGAGCUGAUGCUACAUUCCAUUCCUUUGAGGCAUCUGGAAUUUGGAAAAUGCCACUAUUAAGUAAUAUUUGCAUUGGACAUAUUGUUUCAUUAGGAACUUUGUCAGUUGUUCAUAGAAACUUAGAGAUUAUAUCUUGGUUAGAUCCUAUGCUCUGUACAAAGGAUCUGUUUACAAGGAUUCCAAAAUUAAAAAAAAAAAAAUUGGAGAUUUAUAAUGGAUACAAUAGAAACAAUCUAGAUUGUUUUUUAUAAUUUUGUGCACUUGAG
This is a messenger RNA of Ipomoea nil (Japanese morning glory), 2178 nucleotides long. Its product is annotated as putative late blight resistance protein homolog R1A-10. The transcript is spliced from 2 exons. Gene Ontology annotation, biological process: defense response to other organism. NCBI's taxonomy places the organism in Eukaryota, Viridiplantae, Streptophyta, Magnoliopsida, Solanales, Convolvulaceae. The coding region runs from base 1 to 2163 and encodes 720 amino acids. The record is from RefSeq and is a predicted model, not a curated record. Gene Ontology annotation, molecular function: ADP binding.